AUGGAAACAACCGCACUUUCUGUUGAGCAACAAAUAAAGCAACUUGGCGAUGCACGCAAACUAGUUCUGAGCGACUCAAGCUACUAUCCACAAAUCAUACAAGGAAUUCUCCCAAUUGUAGCUCCAGCAGCUAGAGUAGAGUUGCGACGAUGGGUAUCCGACUUUUUGGCUGAGACCUUUGCAAGUCCAACUAUCCCGCCACAGCAGAAGGAGACCUUGAGUUUGAUUGUUCUCGAAACCUUGAAAAAUUUGAUCGAGAAUCAACAGGAAGAUCCUACGGUUGUUAAGAGUGUGGUACAGACCGCUACGAGCAUCUAUCCGCACGUCUUCAGAUGGAUUAUUAACAACGCCUAUGAUAUACCAACCUGGGAACGGAUGCUUGCAAUUAAAUCACGAAUACUUCGGAUCUGGGAAACAUCAACCCCUGGCGUACGCGUAUGCUGUAUAAAAUUCGCACAAAGAGUAGUCCUCGUUCAGACGAAAGGUCCUGACGCGAACGCUAAACACGGCGAUCCAGAGGAAGUUUCUCUUACAGUGAUCUCCCCAAAUAAUGCGGUACUUGACCCCAAGAAUCUAGAAGCUGAGGCAUCCGGACUCCUUGAUCGUGUCUUAAGUGUCUUUCAGGAUAACACUUGCGAUGCGGUCCCAGUCAAUGCCACUCUCAAUUCUCUUUCUACCUUAAUACGCGCCCGACCUCAACUAUCAAAUAAGAUACUCAACGUUAUACUAAACUUUAAUCCUCUCAAAGAAGCAACUUCAAAUAUGACUCCUAGGACACGUGUGGCGAUAAAAUCCAUGGAGAAAACUACCAGACAACUUCUUAUCCACAUUAUAAAGCGUGACCAACGUCAUCCUCUAAUUGGACGGAUCCACCAAUACCUUGAUCGGAUUAUCAAAGCAAAAUCAGAGAUAUUUGAUGAUGCUACUCGGAAGCGCAGUCCUCCAGGGCCAACAGAUGUAGCGGAAUCAACAAAGCGUUCAAAACCAGUAGCUCCGACCAAACCACCUGCGAGGGUAUUACAAGUGCCGUCCCUAAAGCCUGGCGCUCAUUCUGUCGCGGAUCUAUAUACAAUUACAACUGAUGCAUCACUUAAGGUUUUUGAUGUUGCUAUCUUGCCGGAAGACUUGGUGGUAAACAUUGGAAUCACAAUUUUGCAAAGAAUUGAUACAGAAUUACUGAAUCAAGCUGUCGAGGGUAUUCGCCAAAGGUUAAAAUCCUUAUGUGCAACCUCUGCCUCUAAAACCGAAGUUCCAAUCGUGCAAUCCUCAGUUCCAUACGCAGAUGAGGAUGACGAUGAUUACGAGCCAGACUUAUUCUCUACAGAAGAACCCGAACAAAAAGUUAAGUCACCUGAUGCUGAAUCUUCCAAAUUCCAAAAGCCAGAAGUUACUGAGGUAGCCCUUGGAACGUUUUACCUCCCGACUCCGCCUCCUCUAUCUCAUGAAGAAGCAGCUCAAGUUGGACACAGUACCUUCUCUAGAGUAUUCGGUGUAAUGCAAACUUUAGAUGAGCGGGGGAAAAAGUUAAAGGGUGGUCUAAAUAGGCUAGCCGCGAGUAAUUAUGAUAGAGACGCAUGGAUCACCAUAAUCACUCGCUUAGCCACACGUGCUUCAGCCAACCUAGAAGAUAAUGGCGGCUUCAAAAUGGAUCUUAAUUUGAGAACAUUUAGUCUCAGCAACACCAUCCGCGAAACUCUCUACAUAUAUGUGCUCGAGGAUUUUCGCAAGCGGAUGGAUAUAGCUGUUACUUGGCUGUGUGAAGAGUGGUACAAUGACAAAGUGCAAAUGAAGCUUUCUGUAGAUGCGGUAGCUCAUUACGAGAAAUGGACAAUCAGGAUUCUUGAUGGUUUUCUCCCCUAUCUAGAUGGACAGGAUCGAGGGCUAGUCAUUAAAUUUCUUGGUGAUAUUCCUGGGGUAAGUAAAGAAACAUUGACUCGGAUCAAAGGGCUCUGCCGGGACCCUGCCACGGUAAAUAUGGCCCUACAAAGCCUCCUAUUUUUGGUGGCUUUCAAACCACCAAUCAGGGAACUUGUUCUUGAUGUCAUCGAGGAUAUUUGGAACACAUAUGAAGACACGAGGCCGAUUGUCGUGAAGCUAUUUGCCAAAUGGCGACCGGGGCUUGGGACCUCCUUCACAGAUGGAUUCAAAGAGGAAAGAAAUGUAGAGACGUCAGAGAUCGCUGCCGUACCUGUGUAA
This is a messenger RNA of Blumeria graminis f. sp. triticale, 2196 nucleotides long. The record is from the annotation of a GenBank genome assembly. Lineage: Eukaryota; Fungi; Ascomycota; Leotiomycetes; Helotiales; Erysiphaceae.